Messenger RNA from Acyrthosiphon pisum (pea aphid), 1082 nucleotides. RefSeq lists its product as uncharacterized. Bases 566 to 856 code for a protein of 96 amino acids. The transcript is spliced from 2 exons. The record is from RefSeq and is a predicted model, not a curated record. NCBI's taxonomy places the organism in Eukaryota, Metazoa, Arthropoda, Insecta, Hemiptera, Aphididae.
UGCACAGCUAUAACAUAACAACCACAUAAUAUUAUGUAAUCGUUUCUUAAAGUAAAAUGAGACAGUGAUAUGGUUAUUUUCCAAAACCAUCUUUCAUAUUGCUUCUCAGUACUUAAAUACAGCCCUGGAGUGUGUAAUUCGAUAUACUCGUAUAACUAAAACAAUAACUAUAAUAACUCGGAUGGGUGACCACUCGGGUUCAUAGUAUCAAAAAGCAUUCUUUCCAUAUGUUCCCAACCAAUCGUUCCAAUCGUUCCAACCAUUCCAAUCCAACUAAACCGGUUACAGUUUAAUCCUUAUAAUAGCUAAUGGCCAUCGUUUUCGUGCUAAAAACCAGUAUCAAAAAAAAAAUUAAUAUAAUAUGUUUUUUAUUGUCUUAAUAACAACGAUGGACGAGGCGUUACGCAGGAAACGCGUCAUCAUGACGACUCAAAAGAUGUUUUAACGUUUAGAUCGUCACACAGUUCUAUGGCACACGGUAAUGUAUACAACAUUUUUUUAUUCAUAUUAUUAUAUUAUUUCUAUUCAACAUUCGUGAUACGAGCUAAAACAAUAAUAAAUAAAUAUGCCAUUACCGCGUAACAGCGAUGACUUCGUGCCACGUUCCGAGAUUGAGCUACUGGAAGCUGCGAUGUUUUAUACUGAAUAUCUUGCCGAACACGAUUGGCGAUCGGACCCGAUUUACAACGGUAAUCAAAAAAGUAGCCCGUCGGUACGGGACGCGAGCGUUUUUGGCCAGCCCGAGGAACGCGCGGAACCUGACGGACGUGAUAAGCGUAUUGCUGCAGUCAAAACGGUUCAGGCUGAUCGACAGUUGUACGAAUCCACCUGCUGCAGCACAUGUCAGCUGCAAUAAGCCUUCGGGUUCAGUUUCUCGACGAUUGGUCUCCGAAAAACUUGAAUGCAAAACGUGCUACCCAUCAAAUAACAACUAAACCACUUAUUGUAGUCUUCAGAGCGAUCUUUUAAAGUGCGAAUUUUGUUCUUAUACUUAUGACGAUUGAAAUAGUACAUCCAUCAACUGUGUAAAAUUGUAAUAUAAUUAUAUGGUAAUAUGUAUAUUUUAUUCUCUUACUACAAAA